UUUAUUUCCGUGGAACUAACUGAAUGGCUUCAAAAAACAGGAGGAGUUUCCAGCCCCUGGUGAGAAACAAGGAAGGAGUUUUGUGUAACGCUGCCAAGAUGGAUUGGGAUCCGAUAACGAUGGCGAACCUUCAUCUGACAGCUACCGAACAUCGUUAUUACGGCGAUAUUUUUAUAUAUUGCUGCGAAAACGCUGACAGCGACAGCGUAUCGGUUGUUAAAGUAGCCGAGCUUUUACGCUCUGCAAAUUUGCCGCGAGACGUCACGAUGAAGAUACUAGACAUCUGCAUUGGAAUCAAAGGUACAACUCAUAUAGGUAAAAAACAGUUCUAUGCUGUCCUUAAACUGGUGGCAGCUCAUCAAGCCGGGCUGGAUGUUUGUAGAGAUAUGGUAACGGCUGCUCUAGAUAUUAUAUCUCUGCCAAGAUUUACAUGGCCAACUUCUGGAGACGAGGAGGGUAGGAGGAGUACGGAUUCGACGAGAGGUAUCAAAAGUAGAUGUCAUGUACCUGAAAGCACAACAGAAAGUGAGAGCGAAGCAGAAUCUCCACGAGAAACCGGUGGAAGUACGGAUUCUCCAACGCCAACCAAUAGUGUAACUCAAGAAAGAAAUGAUGGAAUAUUGGGAGGAGAUACAAUAUUGGAUGCCGUUUCUGGGGGGUGGGAGGGUCUUCUUAUGUCCGAAGAGCAGAGACAAUUGUUAGGUACGGAAGAGGAAAGUUCUGAACGUCACAGCAGCGAUGAAGGCGAAGGAGAAGGAGAUUGUUCUGGCUUUCCUCCCGAAGAGGUGUGGAUUAUAAGCGACGAACAACGCGAUUAUUAUGCUGCUCAAUUCGCGCAAUUGCAGUCUGAUCCAGAAGGACUUCUGGCUGGACCAGUAGCUCGAACAUUCUUUGAAAAAUCUAGACUUCCCGUAGCUGAACUGAGACGUAUUUGGCAGCUAGCGGAUGUAACCAGAGAUGGGGCGCUAAGUUUGCAAGAAUUUUAUGUAGCUAUGCAUUUGGUAGUCCUCAGAAGAAAUCAUGUACCUCUUCCCGAUGUUUUACCUCCGUCCUUAUCAAUUCCAUUAGUAAUGCAAACUACAAACGCCCCACCACCAGUUUCAUCGACGACCAAGUGCCAAAGCAGUCCACCUAAUUCAGUAAAUAUGAGAGAUAAGAAUAAGGAAUGGACCAAGUUCGUAGAUUCGCCGACUGGUACAACUACCUCUCUCACGAGUCCUGGACUACAAUUGGUUAAUUUUGAUUUUCAAAAAUCUGCCGUCGAACGAGAUCCUAAGAUUUUACAUCCAGUAGCUCUUCGUUUAACACCUGAAGCAGCUAUUCUGGCUUCUGGGGCCAAUGGUAGCAAUAGCAGUUGUACCACAUUAGGUGAAGACGAUUUGCAACCUUCUCCCGCAUCUUUGGUGCAGCGACCGCUUGUUAAAAAACCACCACAAUCUGCCGAAGAUGCUGUUAUAGUAACUCCAAAGAAGGAACCACCACCGCCACCACCUCCUAGGCCUUAUAGAACACACGCACGAAGUUCUAGUCUUGAUCUUAACAAACUAGGGAAAAAUGGUCAAAGUUUCCUCGGAGCACCUCCGCUCGUACCGCCAAGAAUUUCACCAGGAAUCACUUCACCUCGAAAACUGGUUGGCCAAAAAAGCGAAGGGGAGGCUCAGAAGACCCUGAGCGAAAGUCAAGGUUUUGUUGCUGAUUUUUCUCAUUUUUCUCCAAAGAAUGAAUUACCUGAAAAUCCUUCCAUGGAGAACAGUAUUUCCCAGUCUCAACAAUUUACAGGAGUUUGUGGUGCAUUUCAAAUUUAUAGGAAACCCAGUCCGAAACGAGAGCUCGAGGAAGAAGAUUCGUCUAAAGAUGACCCAGAAGAUGGUAAGAAAUUAACUUUGCAAGAAUUGCGAGAGAAGAAUGCAGAACUUCGACUAGUCUGUGAAGAAUUGACGCGCGAAUUAGCCAGCGCCCUACAAGAACGUAUAAAUCUUCGUGCGAAACUCAUGCUUUUGGUCUGAUCCUUCCAUUUAUAUUUUCUCGUACAUACAUUCGAAGUAACGUUUUCCAUUCUUCAAUGUAAACUCAUGUAUUUAAUAUGUCGUACCUAGUCUAGAAUUGAUCUUCUUUCGACGGUAUAGUUUAUAUGUAUAUCUGUCAAAGUCAAUUGUGCGAAUGAAAGAUAAAAGGCUCGAACAAAAAUCAUGUUGCGGUAGUGUUCCGCUUUUUCUACAAUAAUCGGAGUUACUACUUCCUGUCAUUACAGGAUCCUACAGUGCAAAAAUAUAUAUACUUUUAUAAUGCUGACGCAUCGAUAACUAAGACGCCAAGUUCUUGAUUAUAUUUUAGGUAGGCGUCUUUUUCUUUUUUCAAAAGAAUCCUGUGGAAAUUAUUAUACGUUCUUUAUAUUGUGGGUGUAAAAAAAGAAGCUAUUUAGUAGCUUAUAAUUACCCCCACCUCUCAUUAAAAUUGUAGCAUUGGAAAAAUUUUGAUUCCAAAACAUUUGUAUAUUAUGGACGAAUAUCCUUCAAGCAAAAAAUUAUUUAUUAAAAGACAAAAUAAUAGUUUAAGCUUUACAUUUAUUAUUAAUGUACACUGCAAAAUUAGAUUAUUCAUUAAAAAGACGUAUGAUAAAUUCGUACAAACGUAAUCAUUGUCGUCUUCGCGUAGAAACUUCUGUGCGUUCAUUUAUGUGUAUUUUAAUUAUGCUGAUGUUAGACUGAAAAAAUUGAAAUAAAAUUGUAAUAUCGUUAAAAUUCGACGACGUGCAAAGAAACCUACGCAAAGAUUAUUAAUGAUCACGUUCGUAUCAUUUUUAACAAGAAAGUCAACUUGUAUUUUCGUAUCGCUGUACAAUCAAAUUUUUCACUGCAUGAAAGAUAUAGCUUAGUAUCGUGAUACUAAGAAAAAGUCUUACUAAAUCGUGUUUUACUUCGUGAUAGCUAUUGUAUUAUAUAAGUAUUUUAGACAUUAGACAGAAUUAGGCAAAAAGGCGAAAGAGAGAGAGAGAGAGAGAGAGAGAAAGAGAAAGAAAGAGAGAGAAAGAGAGAGAAGAACUUUAAAAGGAAGAAAAUCUGCAGGAACAGAAUAAUAAAAGAAUGACCCGAUCGCAAAGAAAAAACAAAAUGUCCGUGAUCGGAAUAUACACAGAGAGAAUAUUAAUUUUUCUAUUAAUUCUUUAAAAGUCGUCUAUUAGAAGAAUGCAAAUUAAGUGGUGAAAUGAAAUAAUCCAUUUUAUUGUUGUUGAUACAAAAAAAAAAAUAAUGAAACUAUUAAGAUGUUCUCUAUGAAUCUUGUAUAAUUCUUUAUGAAGUUACAAGAAACGUUAUUAUAUUUGUGCCAUAUAAUGCAAGAUUUUACUAUCCCACUGAUCCAAGCGAGAUAUUUUCCUUGAUCUUUUCGAUAUUAUUGUAUCGUUAAAUCGUUUAUUGCAUCUUAUGUUCUUUGCUUCACUCUAGUCGACGUCGAAGCUUGUAGAUUUAAACUAAUUUCUGUAAAAGGCUAUACACCACUAUGUUCUCACCUAGAUUCGAUUAUUCUGAUUGCAAAAAUAGGGAAUAAAUUUGUCUGUAAAUAUAAUUUGAUGAAAUAAAUUUCUUACUGACAGAUGGUUUUGCAAGCAACA
Polistes canadensis is the source of this 3610-nucleotide messenger RNA. RefSeq names its product ralBP1-associated Eps domain-containing protein 1 (gene Reps). The coding region runs from base 24 to 2006 and encodes 660 amino acids. Gene Ontology annotation, biological process: endosomal transport; endocytosis. Gene Ontology annotation, molecular function: protein binding; calcium ion binding. Lineage: Eukaryota; Metazoa; Arthropoda; Insecta; Hymenoptera; Vespidae. Gene Ontology annotation, cellular component: cytoplasm; plasma membrane. The transcript is spliced from 5 exons. The record is from RefSeq and is a predicted model, not a curated record.